Molecule: messenger RNA, 7057 nt
Organism: Apodemus sylvaticus (European woodmouse)
Lineage: Eukaryota; Metazoa; Chordata; Mammalia; Rodentia; Muridae
Gene: Erbin
Product: erbb2 interacting protein
Exons: 27
Coding region: 108-4457 (1449 amino acids)
Biological process (GO): neurotransmitter receptor transport postsynaptic membrane to endosome; neurotransmitter receptor transport, endosome to postsynaptic membrane
Cellular component (GO): postsynaptic density; postsynaptic membrane; adherens junction
Molecular function (GO): protein binding
Source: RefSeq, a predicted model, not a curated record
GAACCAUGUCAAGCCGAGUCUCGGGACGGCUGCCCUGAGACACCCGGAGAGAAUGUUGGCUCAAUUAAGAAACAUCAGGGAGAUAAAUUCAACUCAGCGCAUUUAAAAUGACUACAAAACGAAGUUUGUUUGUGCGGUUGGUACCAUGUCGCUGCCUACGAGGGGAAGAGGAGACAGUCACUACUCUAGAUUAUUCUCAUUGUAGCUUGGAACAAGUUCCCAAAGAGAUUUUCACCUUUGAAAAAACUUUAGAGGAGCUUUAUUUAGAUGCUAAUCAGAUUGAAGAGCUUCCAAAGCAACUUUUUAAUUGUCAGUCUCUACAUAAACUAAGUUUGCCAGACAAUGAUUUAACAACAUUGCCAGCCUCCAUUGCAAAUCUUAUUAACCUCAGGGAACUGGAUGUCAGCAAAAAUGGAAUACAAGAAUUUCCAGAAAAUAUUAAAAAUUGUAAAGUUUUGACAAUUGUGGAGGCCAGUGUAAACCCUAUUUCUAAGCUCCCUGAUGGGUUUUCUCAGCUGCUAAACCUAACCCAGUUAUAUCUGAAUGAUGCUUUCCUUGAAUUCUUACCAGCUAAUUUUGGCAGAUUGACUAAACUCCAGAUACUAGAACUUAGAGAAAACCAGUUGAAAAUGUUGCCUAAAACCAUGAAUAGACUGACCCAGCUGGAAAGACUGGAUUUGGGAAGUAAUGAAUUCACAGAAGUGCCUGAAGUACUUGAACAACUAAGUGGACUGAGAGAAUUUUGGAUGGAUGGCAAUAGACUGACUUUUAUUCCAGGGUUUAUUGGUAGUUUGAGACAGCUCACAUACUUGGAUGUUUCUAAAAAUAAUAUUGAAAUGGUUGAAGAAGGAAUUUCAACAUGUGAAAACCUCCAGGACUUUCUCUUAUCAAGUAAUUCCCUUCAGCAACUGCCUGAGACUAUUGGUUCUUUGAAAAAUGUCACAACUCUUAAAAUAGAUGAAAACCAAUUAAUGUAUCUACCAGACUCAAUAGGAGGGUUGAGGUCAAUAGAAGAACUGGAUUGCAGUUUCAAUGAAAUCGAAGCUUUGCCUUCAUCAAUUGGACAGCUCACGAACAUGAGAACAUUUGCUGCAGAUCACAAUUACUUACAGCAGUUACCCCCAGAGAUUGGAAACUGGAAAAAUAUAACUGUGCUGUUUCUCCAUUCUAAUAAACUAGAGACACUUCCAGAGGAAAUGGGUGAUAUGCAAAAAUUAAAAGUCAUCAAUUUAAGUGAUAAUAGGUUAAAGAAUUUGCCUUUUAGCUUUACAAAGCUACAACAGUUGACUGCUAUGUGGCUGUCAGAUAAUCAGUCCAAACCUCUGAUACCUCUUCAAAAAGAAACUGAUUCAGAGACUCAGGAAACGGUGCUUACUAAUUACAUGUUCCCUCAGCAGCCAAGGACUGAAGAUGUUAUGUUCAUAUCAGAUAAUGAAAGUUUUAAUCCUGCAUUGUGGGAAGAACAGAGAAAACAGCGUGCUCAAGUGGCAUUUGAAUGUGAUGAAGACAAAGAUGAAAGAGAGGCACCUCCCAGGGAGGGAAACUUAAAGAGAUAUCCAACACCAUACCCAGAUGAGCUUAAGAAUAUGGUCAAGACUGUUCAAACCAUUGUACAUAGAUUAAAAGAUGAAGAGACUAAUGAAGAGUCGGGGAGAGAUUUGAAACAACAUGAAGAUCAGCAAGUUGUAAAUAAGGAUAAUGGUGUGAAGACUUCAGAAAGUACUACAACAAAAAGCAAACUUGAUGAAAGAGAAAAGUAUAUGAAUUCUGUACAGAAAAUGAGUGAGCCAGAAGCUGAGGCCAAUGCUGGAAAUUCACCAGGGACUGCAAAUAUGAAAUCGUCUGGGAACCUGAAGCACAUUGUUAACCAUGAUGAUGUUUUUGAGGAAUCUGAAGAACUUUCUUCUGAUGAAGAAAUGAAAAUGGCAGAGAUGCGACCUCCAUUAAUUGAAACCUCCAUUAAUCAGCCUAAAGUUGUAGCACUUAGUAGUAAUAAAAAGGAUGAUGCAAAGGAUACAGAUUCUUUAUCAGAUGAAGUCACACACAACAGUAAUCAGAAUAACAGCAACUGUUCUUCUCCAUCUCGGAUGUCUGAUUCAGUGUCUCUUAAUACUGACAGCAGUCAAGACACCUCGCUGUGUUCUCCAGUGAAACAGACUCCUGUUGAUAGUAACUCCAAAGUCAGGCAAGAAGAUGAAAAUUUUAACAGCCUUAUACAAAAUGGAAUUAAUUUAAACAAUUCACCAGAAGAAAAAUUCAAAAUUAAUGAUAAAAAGGAUUUUAAGUUACCUGAGUAUGAUUUGAAUAUUGAAGAACAGUUAGUUCUGAUUGAAAAAGAUGUUGAUUCAAAAGCCACAUCUGAUGACUCUCACCAGUUAGACCAUAUCAACAUGAAUCUUAAUAAACUUGUGACCAAUAAUAUUUUUCAACCAGAAAUAAUGGAAAGAUCAAAGAUGCAGGAUAUAGUGCUUGGAACAGGCUUUUUAAGUAUUCAUCCUAAAAAUGAGGCUGAGCACAUAGAAAAUGGAAAUAAGUUUCCAAAUUUGGAGCCCAUAAAUAAGGUAAACGGUCUUUCUGAGGACACUCCACACUUUCCUGGUAGGAUUGAACCACAGAAUAUCAGUUCUUCUGACAUGGGUAUUUCUAAAAGCACAGAAGAUCUAUCUCCUCAGAGAAGUGGUCCAACUGGAUCUGUUGUGAAAUCUCAUAGUAUAACUAACAUGGAGACUGGAGGCUUAAAAAUCUAUGACAUUCUUGGUGAUGAUGGCCCCCAGCCACCGAGUCCAGCAGUUAAAAUGGCUUCUACUGUGGAUGGGAAAAACAUAGUCAGAAGCAAGUCUGCCACACUGCUGUAUGAUCAGCCCCUGCAGGUGUUCACUGCUUCUUCCUCAUCCUCUGAGUUACUGUCAGGUACAAAGGCAGUUUUCAAGUUUGAUUCAAAUCAUAACCCUGAAGAGCCAGAUAUAGUAAGAGCCCCCACAGUACCUGGCCCACAGUCUACACCUCAACCGUAUGGUCCUCCACAGUAUAAUGUCCAGUACAGUGGCAGUGCUACAGUAAAAGACACUUUGUGGCACCCUAAACAGAAUCCACAAAUAGAUCCUGUCAGUUUUCCUCCUCAGCGCCUUCCAAGAUCUGAGAGUGCAGAAAAUCACAGUUAUGCAAAGCAUUCUGCCAAUAUGAAUUUCUCUAACCAUAACAAUGUUAGAGCCAAUACUGCAUACCACUUACAUCAGAGACUUACCCCAGCCAGACAUGGAGAAAUGUGGGCUAUUUCCCCUAAUGACCGGCUAGGGCCAGCGGUAACUCGGACUACUAUUCAGAGACAGAGUAGUGUGUCUUCAACGGCUUCUGUAAAUCUUGGUGAUCCCACAAGGCGUGCUGAAGGAGAUUAUUUAUCGUACAGAGAGUUACAUUCAAUGGGAAGAACUCCAGUCAUGUCAGGAUCACAGAGACCUCUUUCUGCACGAGCAUACAGCAUUGAUGGCCCAAAUACAUCAAGGCCUCAGAGUGCCCGGCCCUCUAUUAAUGAAAUACCAGAGAGAACUAUGUCGGUUAGUGAUUUCAAUUACUCACGGACUAGUCCUUCAAAAAGACCAAAUGCAAGGGUUGGUUCCGAACAUUCUUUGUUAGAUCCUCCUGGAAAAAGUAAAGUUCCUCAUGACUGGCGGGAACAAGUACUUCGACACAUUGAGGCCAAAAAAUUAGAAAAGAGUAUGCUGUCACGGUCCUUUAAUUCCAAUCUUACUGCUGUAAGCAGCUCUCACUAUGGCAGCUCUAGGGAUCUGCAUGGCAGCCAGGGCAGCCUGGCCCUGAGUGUGGCAGACGGAAGAGGUUCUGGUGGGCACAUUUUCCGACAUCCCCAGACAUCCAGUCCAGGAGAUUGUUGCCAAGAUGAUAGAUUCAUGUCAGGAGAGCAGACCCUCCCAUCAGGUGCACUUAGUCACAGAGAUCUUCCAGACAGCUUGAUGAAAAUGCCUUUGAGUAAUGGACAAAUGGGCCAGCCUCUCAGGCCUCAGGCAAAUUAUAGUCAAACACAUCAUCCCCCUCAGGCUUCUGUGGCAAGGCAUCCCUCUAGAGAACAACUAAUUGAUUAUUUGAUGCUGAAAGUGGCCCACCAGCCUCCACAUACACAUCCCCAUUGUUCUCCUAGACAAGGCCAUGAACUGGCAAGGCAAGAGAUUCGAGUAAGAGUAGAAAAGGAUCCAGAACUUGGAUUUAGCAUAUCAGGAGGUGUUGGGGGUAGAGGAAACCCUUUCAGACCUGAUGAUGACGGUAUAUUUGUAACAAGGGUACAGCCUGAAGGACCAGCAUCAAAAUUACUACAGCCAGGAGAUAAAAUUAUUCAGGCUAAUGGCUACAGUUUUAUCAACAUUGAACAUGGGCAAGCAGUGUCCUUGUUAAAAACUUUCCAUAAUGCAGUAGAACUCAUCAUUGUACGAGAAGUUUCUUCAUAAGCACUAUAACAAAAAAAAUGGGGGAAGAUAACAAGAUUUAUGGAAGAUACUUGCAAGGAAAAUGACUAUUUUGCUUAUUUUUAUAUAUAAAGAAGAACUCAAACUGUUGGCUUGGAACUUGUACAUUACUGAAAUAAUGGACCUUGUGGUUAGAGGGAAGAACCACUGUACAGAAGAUAAAAGAGACUGUUGGAUUCAAAUCAUAUAAAAUUUGUUGUUAGGUUUUUAAACUUAGCAAAUCAAGGCUACAAAAACAAAAUUAUGUUGUUUUUGUAUAGAUUGUAGGUUUAUUUUUGGAUUUCAUACACACGACUGACUGUAUGCAAGGCAAUAGUUAGCCUUGAUGUAGCCCAGAGACAGAUGGCAGAGCUGUCUAUCUCAUAGCUUUUGUGUCCUUACUUUUAUUCAACUGGUAUUAAUGUUUUUUCUGCCGAACUACUUUUUCCUUGUGGGUGAGAGGUUUGAAGUGUUGGCUUUUGCUGUGUGCGUACUGAGGAGCAGGUAGAUGAAGUUGGUGCUGGUGGGCUCACUUUUCAAGGCCAGAUUAAAGCAUUAUUUCCUAUAAAAAUCUGAGGCAAACGGUGAAAAAAAGUUACCUGAUAAUGUAUUUUUAUUAAUAGAAUAAUGCAAUAAAAUAUGUAACGUCUUUUUAAAAGACAAUAAUUGCAUUUUAUGAGCUCUACAAGAUCGAUUCUUGUCAUAGCAUAUACAUUUGCUACUGGUGAUUCAAUUUUUAAUUUUUUUAGUUACUGAGGUUUUUAACUCUAAUGUAGAUGCAUGUCCACGCAUUUCUCAUACUAUGAAGUCCCAAUACUUUUUUCUUUGAUAAAUGGUGGUACUUGCAACCUAAUUUUUAUAAUUAGCACUCCAUCAUAAUCUAAUCUAUAAUUUUUGUUUUAAAAAGCAGAUGAAACUAAAAAGCCAGUUUUAAGUUUUGUGUGUCACCCAUAAUACAAAAUGUCUGAAGGUUUCAGAAAGCCUCCUGGUUUUGUUGGCCUGGCCUUGCCUUGGUAGAGUGAGAGGAAAUGUGAGUGUGCAUGGAGCUAGGAAACCAAAGCAAGUGUGAGCCUGGCACAGCGAUGGAGCAUUGCUGAGGAGAGCGGAGAGCAAAGGGUGGUCCCGAGGCUGGCUGGCCUGCCUGCCUGCCUGCCUGCCUGCCUGCCAGUGUGGUGUUCAGAAAAGGGCUGUUCUACAGAUAACAUUCAAUGUGAACUCCACACACCAGAGUCUUUAAAGGGUUUCUAAAUGUCCUGGUAUGAUAGCAUUUUACCACCAAUUGCCUUUGUUCCUAGUUACUGUAACAAGUAUUGAUGAUAGAAGUCUAUUAAUUUUGUUUAUUCAAACCAUUAAUUUUAUUUGCUUUCGUUCUAUAUAAUCAAAUAAAAUUUGGGUAACAUGCAGUGGUAAGAAAAUGCAUGAUUAUUUGGACCAGAGGAAAGUGCCAUAGGAGACCAGCAACUGUUUUUAGUUGAGGCUAGUCUGAAAUUUUUAUUAAAGCAAUACUCAGUUCUUAAUUUUUUUAAUUUCUGAGAAGCAUAAUUUGGGUAAUUUUAAUGUGUUAUGCUCUUCAGCCUUGAUUAGUUGAGAUUCUUAUAGGACUAGCUAAAGCACCACCUACAUUAUUUUUACAAAAUGAGUUGGACUCAUUUCCAUUUCUAGUCAAAAUAGUCAGCACUUUUAAAAAUAUUUGAACUUAAAGUUAAAUAUUGCACUUCUUUCAAGCUGUUAUCAAUUGGGUAUUGUACUGUAUAGUUUUAAUAAUUUUGAUUGAAACCCUUUAACAACUCUUUGUAAAUUUUAACUCAUUUUUAGUUGAUUUUCAGUACUAUUUACAUAGGAAUUGAUUUUUAUGAAUAUAGUAGAAGAAAUGUGCUGUAUUUUGAUAAAAUUCACUUGUAUGUGUUGUAAUCUCUUAAACAAAGAAUGACAAACAGCUUCUUUAAUAUGAGUCUCGGUGUUCCCUUUAUUCUCAUUUUAUGUUGGUUAUUGAGUUCCCUGAUGAAAGACUCAUUGGCAGCCUUUAUAUUUACAAUAAGCCUUAAGCCGCAUAAUACCUGGGCAGGUGCCUGCCCUCCAAUGCUGUUCAAAUCUACUUUGCUAUUGAUAACCCCGUUAUUACUUCCUGUUUACUAUGCUCCACCUGGGCUGCUCUUACCUCCAAUUGGACAGCCCUCAGGACCACAUUCCGGCUCAGCUAACCCUUGGCAGCUUUUCAUUUCUCCUGCAUGUUCCUCCAUCCGCUCAAGCCCACAAAAUCUGCAUGUGGACUCUUGGAAGUUUUAAAGAUAAAAUUGCACGAGUUUCCUACAUGUUUUAAACACUGUUUUAUAUUUUGGCAUAGGAAGUCUUGAGACAAGUUUUUGCUAUGUAGCACAGAAAGUAUUCAGACUCACUGUGUAGCUAGAACUCUGAAUCCUCCUGCCUCAGCUCUCCUACUGCUGGCAUUACAGGCUUGUAGCUCAGUGCCUGAAUUGUUUACUUUAGACAUUACAAACGUUGCCUAGUCCACAGCUGUUGAUAGUAUCUUGUUAGGUUUAGCAUGUAUGUGAUCAAUUCUCAUUUGUGCUUCAUUAUUCUUAGUAAAGUCUCCAUGCCCGAGU